This is a messenger RNA of Anas platyrhynchos (mallard), 3055 nucleotides long. The record is from RefSeq and is a predicted model, not a curated record. Lineage: Eukaryota; Metazoa; Chordata; Aves; Anseriformes; Anatidae.
AAGAAAGGUGUGUUACAGCUGAGAUAACAGCGGGUUCCUGUGACAGUGGAGCUUGGUCCAACCUGUGAUUGCCUUUGGCCUGCAAGAAAUGAAAGGGUGGCUUUGAAGUGCUGGGGCUGCUGCUGUGGAGGGAUUUUCCAUUCAGGCAUUGUGCAAUGCAUGUGUGUGAAGUGCCUGUGCAGAAGGAAGCUGAUUUCGGACAGCGUGAGUAUCAGAGUCGUCUUUGUGGAGGGGCUAGGAGGAGUUCCUCUGCUAGAGGAACUCGUCCAGCAGCGCGUGGUGCAGACCACAAAUGGCUCUCAGCCCCAUAGCUCUGCCAGAAGGGGCAGCUGGGGGCGCAGCAGCAGGAAGCAGGAGGGCAGGGUGUUUCCUGUGGCCAGCAGGCUUGUGGUUUGAAAUUUGGGUAUUGAAAUGUGGAUGGAGAACCCUCACGGGAAGAGCUGCCCCGCGGUCUGUGAGGGGCAGGGGUGCUGCGAGGCUGUGCUCUGCCUGCCCAUGGGCGAGGUGAGGGGCUCCUGGCCAGACCUCAGCCCUGAAUUUGGGGCUUUCCACCCCUUGCCCCUCACACCCAGCCCUUGCAGGAACAUCCUCCGUGCUCUCACAUGAGUGGGGCGAGCUCCUUCCACUCCAGCUCACCCAAAGCCUCGUGCUCAUCCCUCUGCCUCUCAUCUGGGUCACCAGCUACAGGUGAUGCUGUGACAAAACUGAUCCCCACUGGGGCUUGGGGUGAGGAUAACAUCCCCUGGCGGUCAGCACGGGCCCCUACUGUGAUGGCCAGGAGCCCUGAUGCUCUCCCUGGUGCGUGGGGCCCUGUUUUACCUCCGCUUUGUUCCACUCGGGCUCCUGAAUAAUGAAGGACCGUAAGCUGAUCCGGCACGGCGCUCGGGUUUCCAAACGGAGGUCAGGGAGGCUCGGGGAGUCUCCAGCCAUCCCCACGGCCUCACCCCUGCCCCUCUCCUUGCUGGGGUUUUCCUUGCCACUGGUCCAGCUCCGUGCCCCCAGCUGCUGCACGUGCAGAUCCUCGUAAUUCAGCAGGUAAAAGGCUGGAGAGCCCAGCCCCAUGCUGGUUGUGCCCGGACACCGCAACCUGCGCCGUGGCCCCCUUCUGCAGCACCUUUGGGAUUCCCUGCCCAGUGCAAGGACAAGGAUGGGGCCGGGCUGUGAGCGAGGGGACCUGCGCCUGGCACAGCCCCAGGGCUGGGUCCGAGGCCCCGCUUCCUCCCACUGGGGCAGGAAGCACCGAGCCCCAGUUCCUUCCUGCGCUGGGCACGGGGCCAUGACAAGAACGGCUCCACUGCCUCCUGCAGCUUGUGGCUGGGCAGCAAUUCGCUGCCGGCCCUGCUGCAGCUCCCCUGGGCCUUCCAGCACGGGAACGGCCCCGUUCUGAGAAGCCAGGGCCGGCCUGAAGGGCAGCCCCAGCAUUUAGAAUGGAAAAACCCCAGAUAAACACAGGAGCCUUUUAGCCUCCUGCCACGCCUCUGCUGCGAGGGAGAAUAUCUUAAGGGCAAUGUGAGCUCCUUGAAGGCCUCAGCGGGCUGGCCCGGUGCUAUGAGAUGCUCCCCGAAGCGCUGCCUCACGGCUGCGCUCACAGCCUUCGUCCUCCUCCUCCUCUUCCUCCUCCUGCACAGGGGCAGCUGGCAGGAGCAGGAGCCCCUCGAGGUGGAGUUUAAGGACCUACCCCUAGACACCGCCCUGCAGAUGCUGAAGCCAGAAGGGGCCCUGAACAUCCUCCAGGACCCGGACAACCUCUCUGCGCCCCACAACGUCUCCUACCACCUCCUCGCUGGCUCCCUGCCGCCCCGCAAGAAGUUCUUGGCGGUGGGGCUGGCGUCAGUGCGGCGGCCACGUGGCUACUACCUCCCGGCCACGCUCACGUCCCUCUUCAAGCAGUCGACAAAGGAGGAGCUGCAGGAGAUGGUGGUGGUGGUGCACCUGGCUGACGCGGACCCUGGCUGGAACGCCCGGGUGGCCGCCGACAUCACCCGCAAGUUUGCUCACCGCAUCCUCCUGGGCCAGCUCCUGCUGAUCCACGCUCCCCAGGAGUUUUACCCGACCUUGGAGGGCCUCAAGAGAAACUACAACGACCCAGAGGAGCGGGUGAAGUUCAGGUCCAAACAGAACGUGGAUUACGCCUUCCUCCUGGCCUUCGCCGCCAACCUUUCCUCCUACUACUUGAUGAUCGAGGACGACGUGUGGUCUGCCAAGUCCUUCUUCACGGCCAUCCAAAAGGCAGUGGCCUCGCAGGAAGGCACGACCUGGGCCACCCUCGAGUUCUCCAAGCUGGGCUACAUCGGUAAGCUCUACCGCUCCAGUGACCUUCCUCGCCUGGCUCGCUUCCUCCUCCUCUUCUACCAGGAGAUGCCCUGUGACUGGCUGCUGGUCUACUUUCGCCUCCUGCUCACCCAGAAGGACGUCAUCCGCUUCAAGCCCUCCCUCUUCCAGCACAUGGGCCUCUACUCCUCCUUCCAGGGCACCGUCAACCGGCUGGAGGACGACGAGUUCGAGGCCGACGCCAUGGACCUCCCAGACAACCCUCCCGCAGCCUUGUUCACCAGCAUGACUGUCUUUGAGAACUACGAGCCCCUCAAGGCUUACAGUGCCUCAGGGGGGUACUUUUGGGGGAAAAACCCAGAAGAUGGCAGCACCUUCUGCAUCGUCUUCCAACAACCAGCCCGCAUCACCCGUGUGCGAGUGCGGACGGGCUCUGAUGAGCGCCAGGGGGAUUUCUUGCGUGCAGGGGUGCUGGAGCUGGGCCGGAGGCGACGGGCUGAUGGCCGGGACUGCUCUGCCUACAUCACCGUGGGCACCUUCGAGAAGGGGCUCUUCGAGCGCAGGGGGCUGGAGAAGGGAGCGCCCGGCCCCGUGGAGUGCGUGCGGAUCCGGGUGACCAAGGGCCAGAGCGAGUGGCUCAUCAUCCAGAGCAUCGACAUCUGGACGGUGGCAGACAGCUGACCGCGGGGUGCUGGAGCGGUCGGGUUUUUGCACUAACGAGGAGCUUUUAUUUUUUUCUCAGCCCCUUUUCAGAUGGGGAAUUAAAUUAUUCAGUCCCACCGGU